Diabrotica virgifera virgifera (western corn rootworm) is the source of this 588-nucleotide messenger RNA. RefSeq lists its product as uncharacterized. Gene Ontology annotation, molecular function: nucleic acid binding. NCBI's taxonomy places the organism in Eukaryota, Metazoa, Arthropoda, Insecta, Coleoptera, Chrysomelidae. The record is from RefSeq and is a predicted model, not a curated record. The coding region runs from base 1 to 588 and encodes 195 amino acids. The transcript has a single exon.
AUGUCAAAAUCAUCCUGGCAAGAUGGCACCGCGAAAUGUUAUUCUUCUAAUCGUUCCGGUAAUGGUAAACGCUACAUUAUACUUCAUGCUGGAAAUGAUGAGGGUUUUAUUCCGGAGGCUAGUUUAAUUUUUUCGUCCACAAAGAAUACAGGUGAUUACCAUGGAAAUAUGGAUGCAGAUAUUUUUGAAGAAUGGUUUGAAGAAAAUUUUUUGAAAAAAUUGGAGCGACCAUCCAUAUUAGUGUUGGAUAAUGCAUCCUACCACUCCAGAGUAGAAGAGAGAUUUCCUUCAAGCAGCUGGACAAAAGAAGAAAUACAGUUGUGGUUGACAGAAAAGAAAAUUUAUCACAGUGACAUAUUUUUAAAAGUUGAUUUACUUCAAAGGUGUGGAGAGCACAAAAUUCAAAAGAAAUUUGUUACUGACCAAAUGGCUCUUAAAUAUGGCCAUGAAGUUCUUCGACUUCCGCCCUGCCAUUGCCACUAUAAUGCAAUUGAAUUAGUUUGGGGUAUAGCCAAAAUUUUUAUGAUAAACAUGCAUCCAAAACAACAGAUGCCGCUAGCGUUGUUAGUUUAUGGAAAGAAUCGCUAG